Molecule: messenger RNA, 2419 nt
Organism: Salmo salar (Atlantic salmon)
Lineage: Eukaryota; Metazoa; Chordata; Actinopteri; Salmoniformes; Salmonidae
Source: RefSeq, a predicted model, not a curated record
CAGAGCAGGACAUCCCUCCCUGUCUGCAGCAGACUCAGAGAAGGGACUGUACAGCCUGGAGAAGAGCCUGGCAGCCUGGCUGUCUGCUGUCAUGUCUCUGCCUCGCUCAGACCAGGAGAAGAAGAGGUUGAGGGAGACGUUUGGUGCUGUGGAGAACACCCAGCAGAAGACUGAACACCAGAGACCUCUACUGAUCAACUGUCAUGACGAGAGAGCCCUGAGACUGCACCACCUGCCUGUCCAUAACAGCUUUGAUGCGGUGAAGACAGAGACAGAGAUGAUGAGAAACACUCCGGUGUGGAAUCUUCUCCGCUCCGUCCGCCCCCUGAGUGGAAAUAGAACCAGACUGGCCCGCAUCCAGGAGCUCACACACUACUGCACUGACGAGUCUCUGAGCUGGCCAGAGGUGGAGAGAGUGGUCAGACAGUUUGUGUUUGAGAGCAUGCCCCUGACCCAGCUGGAGGAGGGGGGUCUACUGACCUCUGCUGGUUCCCCUCAACCUACCUGCCUGCCCUGGGACGACCCUGUCUGCUUCGCCAAGAACUACCUCAGACACAUCAACAAGACACAAGUUAAAGCGUUCAACCACCAGGAUGAAUCAGAGGAGAGUUUGUCUGAUGUAGUAGAUGUGACUGAAAUCCAGAGAAGCCGGAUGCGAUCGCUCAGUGACUGGCACUAUACUGAGCACCACAAUGCCAAUGUCUUUCCCCAGAUUCUCCAGUCUGCCUCUCAGUCCUACCGCUGCAUGGACACCUUCUGUGGUAGUCUUGACAACACCCUGUUCAUCAUCUGUCACAAUCCCAUGAGCCCUCAACGCCAGUGCAAGGAAUUAUGGGACAUGGCCCUCCACACCAACGUCAGGUUCAGGAAGUACCUUGAGCACGUGGCCAACUCUAUAUCUGACUGGACCAAGGAGGAGGAGGUGAAGUGGCUAGCUCUGCAGGCCAAGAGAGAGCCAGAGAAGCUGAGAGUGCCCACCCCGUCUGACUCCUCAGAGAAAGGCAGGACAGAGUUGGCUAAGGGCACCAAGAAGGGCACUGUCUCACCAAAACACACUGCAACCUCCCAAGCCAAGUCUCCUAUCCAAGAGGAAGGUCCUCCAGACCAGUACAUCAGAGAAGACUCGCUCAAAGCGUGGAAGAUAGAGCAGGACAGACAGAAGGAGGAGGAACAGGUGAAGAAAGCUAAGAAAGAUAAAGGAGGGAAGGGAGCGGAGCGCGCCGACUCGUCCAAGGAGAACAAGAAAACAACCCCCUCCAGCACUAAGAAGAGCAGGGAGGACGUGAGCAAGACCCCUGACCUGGCUGUGGGGGCCCCUGGAGAACAGAGAGCAAAGCUGCAGUCACUCACUGACAUCUUCACUGGAUUCACUGGCUACAGCAUGGAGGGGCAGCUGAUCCAGGUCUCAGGCCAGGUCCACUCCCUAUACCCCUCUGACGGAGGCCACAUCCAGGUGGAGACCAUCCACUUUGUUCAGGGGUCGACGCUCAUCAAGGUGUGUGUGAUGAAGGACAAGCAUCAUUUCUACAGCCACAUCACCCAGCCAAACAGACACCAGGAGGAGAGCCCAAAGUACGCGGUCCCCAUGGAGACACAGAGUCCCACCAAUAAGACUGUUAGGCUGGGCUCCUUCUCAGCUGUGCUGGACAGCGGCAUCCACCUCUCCUACAGCCACUACGGCCCAACAGGGGAGCAGGGUGAGAUGCAGGCUGGUCAGGACUCUGAUUUGGUCAUGCCCACAGACUCCAGUCUCUCCCCCGUCCCCUCGACCAUCCUCUCCUCCUCAGUGUCCCGGAAGAAACUGAACUCCUCCCACAGCGCCAAGGGGGCACAGCCGUCCAGAGAGACCAACAAGUCUCCAACACACAGAGAGGAAGAGGAACAGACCAGAGAGUGUGUGGGUCAGGCUGCAUUAUCUGGCAGUGGUCCGUUCCAGAGACUAAACCUCUCUACCCCCAGUGGUCUGCUGCUGCAGUUCCUCAGUGAUGAUACAGACGGCAGUACUCCAGAGGGGCAGUGUCUGUUGGUGAGACAGAGUUUACCCCCUACACUGCAGUGACAGUAGGGAGACUCACCUCACAGACCCAUCGUUACACAGUGAGCUGUCUGGGUCAUCACUGGUCAGGGCACCGUGGUCAAGUACAUGAGAGACGGAUCAACACAGGUGCUGUUUGCAGACGGUUCAGUCAGCAGCAGUACAGACUCAGGACCCAUCAUCUCAUCUCCUCCUGAACCCCCUGCUAAGGAGGAAGAGGUAGUGAAGGAGACUCCGAUACCAGAGAGAAAAGACAGCAAGGACAAGAAGGGUAGUCACAUCUCUAACAAAUCAUAUGGACCUUGAUUUAGAUCCUUUGGUCUUUUAUACAGAACCAGUCAAAACCUACUCAUUCCAAGGUUUUUUUUUAUUUUUUAUUUUUUU